This is a messenger RNA of Toxorhynchites rutilus septentrionalis, 1743 nucleotides long. RefSeq names its product RNA-binding protein 45-like. The record is from RefSeq and is a predicted model, not a curated record. Gene Ontology annotation, cellular component: ribonucleoprotein complex. NCBI's taxonomy places the organism in Eukaryota, Metazoa, Arthropoda, Insecta, Diptera, Culicidae. Gene Ontology annotation, molecular function: RNA binding. The transcript has 4 exons. The coding region runs from base 95 to 1324 and encodes 409 amino acids.
CAACGCAGCCGUCUCUCAUUCAGUUCAAAUCAUUCAAAGUGUGCAGGUGCGAAGUGUACGUUGUGUUCAGAUCGGAAAAUAUAAAAGCACAAUAAUGCAGGAGCAAAACGGCAAACGAGAAAUCUCGGAAGAGCCUCCGAUGAGCCGUCUUUUCGUGAUUUGUGGCCGGCAGAUUUCCAAGGAUCAACUUAUCAAGCAUUUCGAGGAAGACGGCGAAAUCGAGGAGUGCGUUGUUAUCGUGGAUAAGAAAACCGGUCAGGGUAAAGGUGUCGCUUACGUGAAGUUUAGGAAAACCUCAUCCGCAGCGCGGGGCCUCAGGAAAAAUGGAUCGUACAUUGAGAAUGAAACGAGGCCGAUCAAAGUAAUGAUUUCAGCCAGUUACCAAAAAACGAAAGAAGACGGAAGCCCGGAGGAGGUAAACGAGUUCAAAUUCCGUCGUCUUUUUGCCGUUGUACCCAGCUCGAAAGAUGAAGCUACGAUCAAGGAUGAGUUCGCUAAGUUUGGAACGGUUACCCAGGUACGGCUCGUUCCCGAUAAGAAAAAUGAAAAACAGUGUGCGGCAUACAUCACAUUCACCUCCUUUUUGGAGACGGCACUUGCCAUAGAGGGAUGCGAUUCAAGCUACAGAGCCAAGUUUUGCUUGCCCCGGGAAAAUUUGAAGAAAGACGAAAAAGACACCGGCAAGUUUGGAGCCAGCGAAGAGACGAAACGCAAAAGGACGCACUCUCCGGAUUCGAGCCGACAGGCAGCGGAUGUGAAGCUAGUUGUCAUCUGCAGUAGCGGUUUGAAUCAAGACCGUUUGUGGAGGAUUUUUGACAUCGCUCCCGGAAUGAAGUAUUGCAAUAUUGUAACGCAAAACGACAUCAACACAACCGCUUCCGUCGUUUACUCAAGUCGCGAUGAAGCUCAGCGUGCUGUUGAUAAAAUCCAUGGUCUUGAAUAUCCGAUCGGGGAGAGAAUUAUUGUUCGCUACGAGAACGAAUUUCGAGAAGAAAUCGGUACAAACGAUGUGCUUUCACAGCUUGGACCAAUCAAACCUAUUUUGAAUUCCCAAACUCCCUGUGCCAAAAAGGCAUUUUUCAUCUGCAUGCCAGAGGCCGUUUCUGUUAAGCUCCUACAGGAUGCAUUCUGCCGCUUCGGUGAUUUGAUUAAUGUGUAUCUCAUUCCUGGAAAACGUCACGGCUAUGCUGCGUUUGCAAGUGAAGUUGCAGCGGAUCGAGCAAUUCAACAACUCCAUGGUAUUCAACUGGGUGAUUGCCGAUUGAAGGUGCUCGAAUGUAUGGAGCAGAACGAAACCAAACGGAAGCGACCGAUGGAACAUUAAAUUAUGGAUUAACAAGGAAAUAUGAAAAAGAACUCCAGAUAAAGAAUAUACAACGGAAGAGAAAUUUGAAUACAUUUUAUGAAACACGAACAAGAGGACAUGUACUGAAACAAAACUAUCAUUAUUAUUCCCUCGAAUGUAUGGAAUCCAUUGUACGGUUAAUACGGAUUUGCGGUUAUUGAAAUGUAGCAGGAAAAGGGAUUAUACAUAUUUCAAAUUGAAACGGAAAGAUUAGACCAGGAAAGAACAGUAACUGUAAUGUUAAUCAUUCUCGGACAAAUGGAACGAUGUGUAACUUAUGAAUUUAGAAUCUGUGGAAGUCUAAGCAAAUAAUUCUAAUGAACAAUAUUUCGUUUCCUAUUUAAGCAUUUGCAUUUAUUUCCAACAAAAAAGGAAAAAUAAAAUCAUAGAACAAUAAA